AUGUUUGAGGCUCGACUUCCCCAAGGCCGUAUCGUAAAGCUCAUUGUUGAGGCCAUGAAGGAUCUUAUCUCCGAGGGCAAUAUUGAUUGCACUAAAUCAGGACUCGCACUGCAAUCAAUGGAUGGUUCACACGUGUCUCUUGUGUCACUAUUGCUCCGUGCCGAAGGUUUUGAGCAUUACCGUUGUGACCGUAACAUUUCAUUGGGUAUACAGACUGCAUCUUUAUCCAAGAUUCUCAAAUGCUCCGGUAAUGAUGACGCACUAUCACUCUCUGCUGAAGAUAAUGGUGAUGCACUCAAUAUCAUGUUUGAAGCAACAUCGGGUGACCGUGUCUCAGACUUUUCACUCAAGUUAAUGGACAUUGAUAGUGAACAUUUGGGUAUUCCUGGUACGGAAUAUGUAGCAACGGUCCGUAUGCCAUCAGGUGAAUUCCAACGCAUUUGUCGUGAUUUACAAACCAUGGGAGAUACAUGUACAAUCUCAGUGGGAAAAGAAGGGGUCAAGUUUUCCGUAUCAGGUGAUCUUGGUGCUGGAAAUAUUACGCUCAAGAACAAUACAGCUGCUGAAAAAGAGAGUGAUCGUGUUAUUAUCACGAUGGAAGAACCUGUUGAACUGACGUUUGCUCUCCGGUAUUUAAAUAUGUUUGCGAAAGCAACGCCAUUGUCCGAGACGGUCACGCUAAGCAUGUCACCUGGUAUUCCAGUGGUUGUUGAAUACGCGAUUGGUGACAUGGGUUAUAUGCGUUUUUACCUCGCGCCAAAGGUUGAGGAGGAUGACUAA
Messenger RNA from Peronospora belbahrii, 780 nucleotides. The record is from the annotation of a GenBank genome assembly. Lineage: Eukaryota; Oomycota; Peronosporomycetes; Peronosporales; Peronosporaceae.